Messenger RNA from Myzus persicae (green peach aphid), 1701 nucleotides. RefSeq names its product zinc finger MYM-type protein 1-like. NCBI's taxonomy places the organism in Eukaryota, Metazoa, Arthropoda, Insecta, Hemiptera, Aphididae. The transcript is spliced from 4 exons. The coding region runs from base 1 to 1701 and encodes 566 amino acids. The record is from RefSeq and is a predicted model, not a curated record. Gene Ontology annotation, molecular function: protein dimerization activity.
AUGGUUUUCAAGGUUGGAACAGACUUGAACUCUGUAGCCAUUUUACCAUCGUUGGAGGAAAAAAAAAGAGAAGAAGUGGCCAUAAACAGAGACGUGGUGAAUACAUUGGUAGAAAUUACAAAGUUUCUCGGGAAACAUUCUCUUUCAUUUAGAGGUCACCGUGAGAAUUGGUCUGAGGCUAAUAAAGGCAAUUUUAAAGAUUUAGCAGAACUAAUUAGCAAAUGGUCACCUUCGUUGGCUAUACAUAUUGAAAAAAUAAAAAACAAAGGAAGAAAAGAAGUGAACUUUUUGUCUUGGGAGAGACAAAAUCAGCUUAUCGAUUCUGUGGCUUCGUGUAUCAAAUUAGUUAUCAUUAAACAGUUAAAAGAGUCUCGAUAUUUUAGUGUUUCUAUUGAUACUACUUUUGAUAUUUCUAAAAAAGAGCAAUUGGCAUUUAUUAUUCGCUAUGUUAAUUUUGAAAAAACGAUACCAGUAAUUAACGAACGUCUUUUAGCUUUGAAAGAAUCAUCUAUAACAUCUGGAAUAAAUCUUUUUACUAUUUUCCAAGAAAUCUGUGCUGAAAAUGGACUGAAUUGGAGACGGUUUUUAGUAGGACAAAGUUAUGAUGGUGCAGCCAACAUGCGUGGAGAAUAUGCUGGCCUUCAAGCACUUGUGUGUGCAGAAAAUCCUGCUGCUACAUACACUUGGUGUUAUGCUCAUCGUUUGAGCUUAAUAGUUGUUCAAGGAUCUAGCAGUUCGCAAAAUGCUGUUGACUUAUUCGGCAAUUUAGAAUCUUUAUACGCGUUUAUUACAAGUAGCAAAAAAAGAGUUUCUUGGUUUGAUAAUGCACAGAAAACACAUUAUCCAAAACAACGAGUCUAUCGACUAAAACGUGUUGAGACAACACGUUGGUUUUCACUUUCAUCUGCAUUAAAUACAGUAAUUAUAACACUUAAUGCUUUGAUAGAUACCUUAAUAAAAAUACAGCAAGAUGAAGGAUGCGUAGAUUUUAAAAGUGGAGCAAAAGCAACUGGUUUAAUUGAAUAUUUUCUUUCUGAACGAUUUAUUCUUACUGCCUUUUUAUAUAUUGAUAUUUUCUAUAUGGAGUUCUCACCUUUGCCCAUUCAUCGUCCAAGAAAAAAAAAACGAUUGCCAAGUGAACAAAUAGAAGAUAACCCUAUUACUGAUCCUAAAUAUGAAUUUAAAAUUAAAACAUACUUUGUUGCUUUAGACACAAUUAUCACUGCUAUUAAUGACAGAUUUACUUCUAAAUCUCUAAAUUUACUAAAAGAUAUUUCUCUCUUUUCUACUAAACGUUUAAAUGAAAUAAAAUGUAAAAACUCUGCUUUACCGAAGGAUGCUUUUAAUUCAUUUUGUGAUGUAUACUCAAAGUUUGUACAACUCGAUGAGUUAAAAAAAGAGUAUGUGCAAUUUGCCAAUUAUUUCUCUGAAUUUUCUAACAUCAUGAAGUUACCCAAAAGUAUUCACAAUGAUUAUAGUGUGGAAGUUUGUGAUGAAGAUAAUUUGUCGGAUAUUGAUUUAUUGAAAUUAUGCCAUAUGUCUGGAUUAAAAGAAGUGUUUCCAACUCUUUAUACUGCACUUCAUAUUGCGACCACAUUGCCUGUUACAAGUGCGUCACCUGAACGUACCUUUUCAAAGCUUAAAAUUAUAAAAAAAAUCGGCUACGUAGCACAAUCUCACAAGGAAAACUUGAAAACUUGA